GUCCUAUCAGGAUCGUUUUAUCCCUUUCCCUCUACGUCUCUUUAGUGGUUGAUUGAUUACUCGUAUCCUUAAAUUUAAUUGGAUAAGGCUAAAAUAGUGGCUGAGACAGCUGUUGCCAUAAUCAAAAUAGUUGCUCCUUCUUGCUUUUUAUUUUAUCGCUUUUUUUUCUUUAUUAAAUAUGUCUUCUUAUUCAACUUCCCAUCAUUCUUCAUCUUAUGGCUCCAGUGGCCGUGAAAGAACCGGUUAUUCAAACAAGGGAAGUGGAAACUAUCGUGAUCAUCGUGAGACUUCACCUAGAAGAUCAAGCAGACCUGCCUCUAGUUAUGGAAAUGGAUCACGCAGCUCUGAAAGCCGUGGUUACUCUUCUUAUCGUCCCAACGAUAACCACAAGAGUGGUGGUAAUUCAUACUCUAGCUCUUAUGGAGGCAGCAGUUACGGCCAAAACAAUGGAAACUACUCUUAUGGAUCAAAUGCUACCCAACCUACUGGAAACGGCUACGGUUCUUCUUACUCUGCAACUACUACUGCUACUACCAAUAACACUAAUGGCUAUGCUGGCAGUUAUCGUAGUGGUGGAAAUAACUACAACAACAAUUCUGGCGGUUACAGAAGUCAAAAUGGAUAUCAGCAAAAUCAACACUCUGGCGGUCUUCAAGACAUUGAUUGGGACUUGUCUGCUUUACCAAAGUUUGAAAAGAAUUUCUAUACAGAACACCCAGAUGUUGCUCAAAGAAGCUUGGAAGAAAUUGAGGCUAUCAGGAAUGCUGCUAAUAUGACAGUAACUGGAUAUGGUGUGCCAAAACCUAUUAAAAAUUUUGAAGAAGCCAACUUCCCUUCAUAUGUCAUGCAAGAGAUUGCUAAACUAGGUUUUGCUCAUCCCACUCCUAUUCAAUGCCAAGGUUGGCCUAUGGCUUUAAGUGGCCGAGAUGUUGUUGGUGUCGCAGAAACAGGUUCUGGUAAAACAUUGGCUUAUACACUUCCUGCUAUUGUUCAUAUCAAUGCACAACCUUUGCUUCAACCUGGUGAUGGUCCCAUUGUAUUGAUCUUGGCUCCUACAAGAGAACUUGCAGUACAAAUCCGUGAACAAUGUGACAAGUUUGGUGCAACCUCUAGAAUCAAGAACACAUGUCUGUAUGGAGGUACUCCUCGUGGCCCACAGAUUAGAGACCUCACGAGGGGCGUUGAAAUAUGUAUUGCUACCCCUGGGCGUUUAAUUGAUAUGCUUGAAGCUGGAAAGACCAAUUUGAAGCGUGUGACUUAUCUUGUUCUUGAUGAAGCCGAUCGUAUGCUUGACAUGGGCUUUGAACCUCAAAUCAGAAAGAUUGUCAAUCAAAUUCGUCCUGAUCGACAGACUCUUAUGUGGAGUGCUACCUGGCCUAAAUCUGUUGAACGCUUAGCACAGCAAUACCUUAAGGAUUUCAUUCAAGUGACCGUUGGUUCUUUGUCAUUGAGUGCAUCCAUUAAUAUCUCUCAAUCAGUAGAAGUCUGCACACAAGCAGAGAAACGUGGAAAGUUGAUUGUUCAAUUGGAGCGUAUUAUGGAACAACCUGAAAAUGAACGCAAAACAAUUAUAUUUACUAGUACCAAACGUACAGCAGAUGAGAUUACUAGAUUUUUACGUCAAGAUGGGUUCCCUGCUCUUGCUAUUCAUGGAGAUAAACAACAGAAUGAACGUGAUUGGGUAUUAAACCAAUUCCGAUCUGGAGAUCAUCCUAUUAUGGUUGCCACAGAUGUUGCAUCGCGUGGUAUUGAUGUCAAGGAUGUCAAAUACGUCAUCAAUUAUGAUUUCCCAACCAACAUUGAAGACUACAUUCACCGUGUGGGUCGUACUGGACGUGGUGGAAAUACAGGUCACUCGUUUACCUACUUCACCGCGGAAAACGCCCGUCAAGCCCGUGACUUGGUGGAUAUUCUUAACCAAACUAAUCAACCAGUUGAUCCUCGUUUACAGCUCUUGGUUCAAACUAGCCAUGGCUCUGGUUUUGGCAGUGGCCGUCGCGGUGGAGGAGGUUUCCGUGGUGGCCGUGGUGGCUAUGGUGGCUACAAUAGAUACAACAACAACGGUGGAAAUAAGUGGUAGACCUGUUGCUACCUUUAUCAUUAUUUACUAUUUACUAGAGUUACAUUUGAAGUGAUAUAAUAAAAAAAAACAUUUAAGACCGCGGCUUUAAAACAAGCGUACUAUUUUUCUUUUUUUUUUUU
Messenger RNA from Rhizopus microsporus ATCC 52813, 2202 nucleotides. RefSeq names its product P-loop containing nucleoside triphosphate hydrolase protein. The transcript is spliced from 4 exons. Gene Ontology annotation, cellular component: ribonucleoprotein complex; cytoplasm; nucleus. NCBI's taxonomy places the organism in Eukaryota, Fungi, Mucoromycota, Mucoromycetes, Mucorales, Rhizopodaceae. The record is from RefSeq and is a predicted model, not a curated record. Gene Ontology annotation, molecular function: ATP binding; RNA helicase activity; RNA binding. Gene Ontology annotation, biological process: rRNA processing. Bases 179 to 2080 code for a protein of 633 amino acids.